CAUCAGCUAGCAGGACAAUAUGUUUCAUGAGUUCAGUGACUUCGUUCAGCAGUCUGCCACACAAGGCUCAAACCCCACAAAAAAUACCCGCUCUCAGCCAAAAGUUAAUCGGUCUUGCGUGGAGUGUCGCCGAAGGAAGAUUCGCUGUGAUGGUGGGCUUCCAUGUGGGAACUGUAAGUGGUACAGAGUAGAAGGACGGUGCGAAUUCCCGCACCGCUCAAAGAGACAUACUGUUUCUGUCAAGUCAGCUGAAGAGUUAACCCGGACUGUGAACCAUCAGCGGAUUAUCUUGCAGAAGCUCUUCCCUUCUUGUUCCUUAGACACCCUCAUAUGUCUAUCUCGAGAAGAACUAUUGCAAGUCAUCGUAGCCAAAGGACCGACACGGGAUGUCGCCGCCACUACUGAGCUAAAUACCACAGUGAUCAGGGAGAGCGACCACAGCGAUGAGGAUCGGCAGCUUGAGGAGAAUCGGAAGCUGUCUAAGGGAACAUCGAAUGUCUACGAUGAUGUCAAUGGCUUGUCACUCUCAUUCGAUCGACAGCAGACUAGUUUAGGGAUAUCAUCAGUCAGGUUUAUCCUACGCCUCAUCGUUGAGCGAUGGCCCACCGUGAGAACGAAAUUAUAUCAGAAGAGAUGUCGUUUGGAAUUUCAGCACCAAUCAUAUCCGCAUCCGCGAGGACCUCGCGAAACCAUUGGGUCAGCGCCGGUUAGCAUGAUAAAUGAGCUAGCCUGCAUAGAUGCGUAUUUCAAAACUGCCAAUUCCAUUACCCCAAUGAUCAAUGAGACACAGUUCCGCAGAGAAUACAGCAGUGGGGUUCGGAAAGAUGCUGGUUGGCUUGCUCUCCGUAGCAUGGUACUCGUGGUGGGAUCAAUCGCUGCUAGCGAGGAAGGAAGCCAACGUAGUCAUGCACUUUAUGCGUCUGUACGACAGCAUAUCGGGCUUGAGAGUUUUGGAUCCGCUUCUAUUGAGGGUCUACAAGCUCUGUGUCUUUUGGGAGGGUACUAUCUACACUAUCGAAAUACGCCAAAUAUGGCCAGUGCCGUUCUAGGCGCCGCAUUUCGAAUGGCAACCGCGCUUGGUCUUCAUAAGGAGCCCAUAGAGCUAAAAGUUCUUGAAGAGAGCUUGGAAAGCCAUUUUGCAAGCAGAGAAGUCCGACGGCGCACGUGGUGGAGUCUCUUUUGUCUGGAUACCUGGGCAUCCAUGACACUCGGACGGCCAACAUUUGGCAGAUGGGAUCCAGAUACGAUGGAUGUAUCGCCUCCGAAAUAUGGCAAGAGUCAAAGCCAUCGAGAUAUCAUCAUCACCGCAUUCAGAGCGAAUGUGGAGUUUUGCAAAUUGGCCACUGAAAUCCAAAAACGACUGGCCCAAUCAGAUCCACCUACGACUGGUGAAAUCAAUAAAUUUGACACUGCUCUCAGAGGCUGGCACGAAGAGGCUCUAACGGCAAUCUCGCAUGAAAACUGCCCAGAUGAUUUUAUUGUCGUCAGAGACUACAUGCGGAAUCGGUAUAUGAACGUUCGAAUUCUUUUACUCCGGACUGUACUUCUACGACAUGUACAAGAUAAGACGCAAUUCGAAGAUUUGACAGGAGAUGAUAGAGAAGCUAUCGUCAAUUGUCAAAGACUUAGCCUCGAGGCUAUUCGGAACAUUGUUUGCUCUAUGCGACCCGACUCAUUUUGGGUAUGGGGCAGUACCUGGUAUCUCUACCAAUCCUGCCUUGUCCCGUUGAUGAUGUUACUUGCCUUUCCAUGUAAACCGGAACUAGCGUCAUGUCACUCCGAAAUUGAACAGGCUCUUGCAGCUUUCAAGUCAUUUAUACCCUGGAAUGCAGCUGCUAGACGAUCGCAUGAUGUGGUUGAAAGCAUUUACGAAGCCAGCGAGAAUGUAACAAGACUCGAGGUGAGUAGGGGGACUCUACCACCGUUUGGGGAGAUGGAUAUGGAAUUUUGGAAUCUCGCCGCAGGAGGCUUUGAAUAUGACUACGAAUGGGAAUCUCUAAUAGACUGGGAGAAGACAUCUACCCCUAAUGUGGAAGAUUGACUAGCUAUAUUCGGCAACCAAUGAUGGAUUUCACAGGCUGUCGUCUCCAAUGUACGUCCAGCAUGGGAUAUCAGAGGAACUGCGGAUUCCACGGACGGCGAUUAUUUGCUUAUAGCCAGGGACUAUGUCGAUCCCGUUAUCUUGCAGCCAAAUACCAUCAGUCUCCUCAAAGACCAAACCCUUGACUGGCUUUCUUGCUGUGAUGGACAGCACAUUCUCUGCAGAAAGAUAUUUGACCUCUAAACCCCUGUCUCGAAAGGAGAGGUACUUGUAGGGCUGUGGCCAAUCCAAGUCUCGACUAAUUAUCUGACCAUCAACACUUAGGGUUGCGGUCAGCACAAAUGCAUCGGUCUCUUUCAAACUCAAAUCACCACUUGCUAUUUCCGUUGUACCGUUGGGAACGAGAACAACCUCGUAAGAUACUUCUGGCUGCACAUCUGCACCCGUUUGGAUUGAUAUGAAGCGUAAGCUUAACAUAGCGCG
Aspergillus pseudotamarii is the source of this 2524-nucleotide messenger RNA. RefSeq names its product transcription factor domain-containing protein. The coding region runs from base 20 to 2041 and encodes 673 amino acids. The record is from RefSeq and is a predicted model, not a curated record. The transcript is spliced from 2 exons. Gene Ontology annotation, molecular function: zinc ion binding; RNA polymerase II cis-regulatory region sequence-specific DNA binding; DNA-binding transcription factor activity, RNA polymerase II-specific. NCBI's taxonomy places the organism in Eukaryota, Fungi, Ascomycota, Eurotiomycetes, Eurotiales, Aspergillaceae. Gene Ontology annotation, cellular component: nucleus. Gene Ontology annotation, biological process: DNA-templated transcription; positive regulation of transcription from RNA polymerase II promoter by galactose.